AGCAACGCCGCUUCCACGACAGCGUUCCGCGACAGCCAUGGGAGGUCUGUGCAGCGGAAAGCAGGUCGACGCGCCAGUGGAGGAGAAUGAGGUUAUUCUCAAUGUUUACGACGUGGGCACUAGCAUUGCCAUGCAUGAUCUGAACAAUGUGUUGCAUAUGAUCGGCACGGGUGUCUACCAUGCGAGCACUCAAAUCGGCGAAGACGUGGAGUGGGCCUAUGGAUUUUGCGAGAAGGGAUCAGGCGUUUUCCAUUGUCCGCCUAAGGCUUACCCUUUCACUUUCAGAGAGUCCAUCAACAUGGGCAAGUCCCCCCUCUCAAAGGAGGAGAUCACAGCAACCAUUGAGAAGUUGAAAAAGCAUUGGCUUGGUAGUGACUAUGACCUGUUGCAUCAGAAUUGUUGCCACUUCGCUGUGGCCCUGUGCAAAGCACUCAAGGUGAAAGAAGUGCCCUCGUGGGUGACCAACCUGGCCGCUGCUGGCGCGGCGAUCAUGGCUGAAGAACACGCCCUGGAAGAAGCGAUGCACGUGGCAGCCGUGAAGGUGG
Cladocopium goreaui is the source of this 545-nucleotide messenger RNA. The record is from the annotation of a GenBank genome assembly. Lineage: Eukaryota; Dinophyceae; Suessiales; Symbiodiniaceae.